This is a messenger RNA of Plasmodium fragile, 606 nucleotides long. RefSeq lists its product as uncharacterized. The record is from RefSeq and is a predicted model, not a curated record. The transcript has a single exon. NCBI's taxonomy places the organism in Eukaryota, Apicomplexa, Aconoidasida, Haemosporida, Plasmodiidae. Bases 1 to 606 code for a protein of 201 amino acids.
AUGUAUGAAUUGGGGGAUGGCACCUGGGAGGAGGAGAAGGCCGGCGAACACAUGGAAGCAAGCAUCAACAACAUCGCUAACAAGCUAGCCAACAUCCUCUACAUAACAAAUAUAUCCAUGAAGGAAAAUUUCGCAGCGCGAAAUGCGUUGCAGUAUGCCAAAUUUAUUAAUGAUAUGAAAUCUUAUUGUGUAAAUCUGAUCCAGGCAGUGAAUAACAUAAGUGCAGAUUUUUACAAUUACACAUGCUUGCCUGUUCAUGCGAUCCCCAGGAAUCCCUACAACAACAUACAGGACGUGAACACCAUUACGAAUAACCUUAGUGUAGACGAUGGGGCGGAUAAAAUUAAACAGAACAAGAACACACUGCACACAUUCAGAACGACGUAUGACCCAAAAGAUUUCAACACCAUCCUCAAACACAUAGAGCACUUUAAUGAUAACGUUUUCUCCGCACUGAACAACAUGCAACAUGCUAAGGUUUCCCCCCAACGGUAUGCAGAGACGCAGACGUACGGGACCGUGCUCUCAGAGCGUUUGAAGAGCAAAGAAAGGGACAGCGAGCACUUGGAGGUGUAUUUCGCCAAGGUCAAUUAUGGACUCUUCUAA